This is a messenger RNA of Alnus glutinosa, 724 nucleotides long. Its product is annotated as thioredoxin-like protein CXXS1. The record is from RefSeq and is a predicted model, not a curated record. NCBI's taxonomy places the organism in Eukaryota, Viridiplantae, Streptophyta, Magnoliopsida, Fagales, Betulaceae. The transcript has 3 exons. The coding region runs from base 177 to 566 and encodes 129 amino acids.
UAAGUAAUUAAACUACCACUUCCACCUGUAGCUGUAGAGUAUAUCCUUCCCUUUAAGUGGGCCCAACUCCAAACCUUUCACAUUUUAGGGACUUGGGAGGCAAUUCCAUCCCUCGUUGCAACUUGCAGUAGCUUCUUUCAAAAGCCCCUAAGAAAGAAGAAAGAAGAAAGAAGAAGAUGGAAGGCCAAGGGCAUGUUCAAGAGCAGCAGAACAAGUCCAGAGUUGUGAAGGUCGACUCUGUGGAGUCAUGGGAAUUCUAUGUUACCCAAGCCACCAAUCAAGGCUGCCCUAUUGUUGUACACUUCACUGCUGCAUGGUGCAUGCCUUCAGUAGCUAUGAACCCGUUUUUUGAGGAAUUGGCUUCAAGCUACCCUGAUGCUCUGUUUCUCACAGUUGAUGUCGAUGAGGUUAAGGAGGUGGCUACUAAACUGGAGAUAAAGGCCAUGCCCACUUUUUGUCUGAUGAAGGACGGUGCUCCAGUUGAGAAGCUUGUUGGUGCCAAUCCAGAGGAGAUAAGGAAAAGGAUGGAUAGUUUUGUUCACUCAUUUCGUGUAUAUGCAGCAUAGUUUCAGUAUAUAUAUAUAUAUAUAUAUUGAAAAUGUGUGAUAUGUGAAUAUGACGCUCCAACUGAUAAACAGAUGAUAAGUAAGUUGGACUUGGACUGCCUCACUGCCUUGUGUAUAUAACUUUGUUUUCAAUAUCAUCACUGGAUUUGGGUUCAAAA